AUAGAUGGCGUUAUUUUUAAAGAUGUCUGCGCCCAUGAAGUAGGAGGUGAAUAUUUUAUGAAGCUUAAGUGAACCAGAAUGGAUGAUGAGAAUGUCACAUGCAGUCUUCUGAAGAGGUUACAUGAUUACAAUGAAAGCCUUCUUGAUGAAAAUUUCACUAAGAAACAAAUGAGAAAGAAAAAACAAAGAAAAGAUGAGGAUGAUUCAAAUGUAGAUAAAGAUUCAUCAACCAGUAAAUUUAACAGACGGAAAAAGAAAAAGGAAAGGAAGAAACAAAAGAAAGAACUUUUACAGAAUGCAGGAAUGAAUGAAAAUAAUAAGAAUGAAGAUAUAUGUAAAUUUACAGGAGAAAAAAGAACUCUUUUUGAAAUGAAAAAUGAACUUGGGUUACAAGAAUUUGAGCAAAAGUUAGAAUCAAUAAAACAAACAACCUCAGAGAAAAGUAAAAAUGGGAAACCUACAACAGGUCCUGAGGUUGUUGUGUAUGAAAACCCCAGCAAACGAAAAAGAAAGAAUGAUAAAGGAUUUGGAAAACGUACAGGAAUGAAGGAUGGUAACUCUGAUGAAGAAUUUGACAUGAAGAGAGCAAGAUAUGAAGUUCGGAAAUUUGGUAUAAAAGGUUUUGAAGGAAAUAAGAAAGAUGAAGCAAUGGUGGCUCUCCUUGUACAACUAGGUGCAAAGCCACCAAAGAACAAGUUUUACAAUUAUAAAGAGUUCAUUGCAAUGAAAAAAACUGAGAAGGCAAAUGAGAAAAUACAGAGAGAAAUAGAUAGAAGCUUAGGGUAUAAAGUGGCACCAAACAGAGGCAAAAGAAGACAAAAAGACAGGAAUGAUGUGGGUGGUUAUGUGGAUGGACAGGUUGGAAAGUUUAAAGAUGGAGUACAGUUUGUUAAAAGAGCUGAUCUCAAAGGCUUUGCAAGCAAAAGAAAAAAAUAAAAGUAUAAAAAUUGUUAA
This is a messenger RNA of Mytilus californianus (California mussel), 954 nucleotides long. RefSeq lists its product as uncharacterized. The coding region runs from base 79 to 936 and encodes 285 amino acids. The record is from RefSeq and is a predicted model, not a curated record. The transcript is spliced from 7 exons. Lineage: Eukaryota; Metazoa; Mollusca; Bivalvia; Mytilida; Mytilidae.